This is a messenger RNA of Auanema sp. JU1783, 969 nucleotides long. NCBI's taxonomy places the organism in Eukaryota, Metazoa, Nematoda, Chromadorea, Rhabditida, Rhabditidae. The record is from the annotation of a GenBank genome assembly.
AUGCCUCGACCUAGGACAUAUAAGCCUGCUUUAUAUACAACAACCCUAGUGUAUUUGGCUGUGCAAGUAGCGGUUAUUUCCUUUUUUUCCACUUACUAUAACUAUGGAGUAGCCAACGUAACAAGUUUCGCUAUAGAUGUUUUAGAAAAGUGUGAAUAUACUCGAGACAAAAUAGAAUGGCUCAAAGACUCAUGGCAAGAUGCCAAAGACUCCAUUAGGAUUAAGCGCAAAGUUAGAGGAGAAACAACAAUGAAUAUCGAAGCUGAUAUCAAAGUAGCUGGUGAUCUACAGAUUCUAACACCUGAGCAGUUAGCUUUAUUCGAUGGAACUCGAGAUUCUAGACCAGUUUAUCUAGCUAUAUUGGGUCGCGUUUAUAACGUGGACAAAGGAAAGAAACAUUAUGGGAAAGGUGGAGGCUACCAUUUCUUCUCGGGUAAAGAUGCUACCAGGGCUUUCGUAACGGGGGAUUUUACACCCAAAGGACUUAUUGAUGACACUUCAGGUUUAUCAAAUGAUGAUCUAUUAGGCAUUAAAGAUUGGAUCACCUUCUAUGAAAAAGAUUAUGUGCUAGUAGGGGUUGUAGUUGGAAAGUACUAUGACCAAGAAGCCAAACCAACUAGCGAGUUGCAAGAGGUUUUAUUACGGAUCGAGAACGCUGUAGACUUCAAGAAUUCAAAAGCUGCGGAGUCAGAGAUUUUCCCACCUUGCAAUUCAGAAUGGCAUCAGAACACUGGAGGAAGAGUUUGGUGCUCAUCCAAAUCUGGUGGCAUUCACAGAGAGUGGUCAGGUGUGCCAAGACUGUUCUUGGAUGGUACUAACGGAGAACGUUGUGUGUGUGUAAAAAACUUUGGACCUGGCUUAUCUAACAAAGCUUUAGAAGGUGCAAAUCGGGGAGAUUUGGAUCAUCCGUCUUUGAAGGUGUAUCCAAACUGUUCGCCGACCGCCAAUAGUUGCAAGAUCGAGAGUUAA